Onthophagus taurus is the source of this 2263-nucleotide messenger RNA. The record is from RefSeq and is a predicted model, not a curated record. NCBI's taxonomy places the organism in Eukaryota, Metazoa, Arthropoda, Insecta, Coleoptera, Scarabaeidae.
CAAAUGACGUGUACAGGUUAUGUGGUGUUUAUUACAAAUCGGUUUUUCAAAAAUGCAUUAAAUUUAAUGUAUUAACUAUAAUAAAGUAUGAAAAAUAAGCCGCUUCUAAAGAAAACGUUUGAUGAAUUUGAAGUAAUUUUUUAGAAUGGGUACAUCUGUAAGCAAAAAUCAAGAUUUAACAACAAACGAAUAUUUGUUAAAAUUCGUUGAUAAAGAUCCUAUUUCACAAAAUGAUCCUUUUUGGAAUCGUUUCUUAUCGUUUAACAUAAAACCUCCAACCUCAAGUGAAGAUCAAUUGGCUUUAGAUAAUAAAACGGAACCGUUACUCCAAAAGUUAUUGGUUAAUAACUUACAAUCAGGGAAUUUUGGGGCACUUGUUAAAGUUUUUUUAACAAGAUGUGGAGAAUUAUUAACAGCAGCCACCAAUAAUGACAAUAUAUAUUGUUGGCAAAUUUUCAACUCCCUAUUUGCAAUAAGAAAUAUUUUAAAAUAUUUAACAGAAACAGUUGUUGAAGAACAAUUAAUUGAACACAUUGAGAUUAAUGUAGAGGGAACAUCAAGGCUCGAACAACUUCUUGGAGCUCUAUAUGGAAUAAUUGUUGAUAUACCACUCAAAGAAUGUACAUAUGCUAUACAUUUAGAAGCAGUAACUUGUUUGAUUGUAUUUUUAUCUGUGCAAUUACACACAAAUCGAAAAGCUGAGCAACUUGUUAUUUAUAAAUUAAUAAUGAAAGGUCGACACGCUAUUCAUGCACCCUUAUUCAUUAAAAGUCUUAUUGUGAAUUUUAUUGAGCAAUUAAAAGCACCCCCAGGAUUUAGUACAAAUCAAGGAAACAGUUUAGUUUUAGGUUUAGCCGGCUUAUGGUCUAUUUUAACUUUGAGUAGGAGAGAUGGUGAUACAAGAGAUAGCAAUGGUAAACUUGAUAUAUUGGAAGCUCCAUUAGCAACACAAAGUUUACUUUUGAUGUUAAUUUUAACAAAUCAUUGUUCAACACAAAAUAAUCCUUAUAGGCAAUGUUUGUUUUCAUGUUUAAAUAAUAAUAAUCCAAUUCCGCCAACGAAAGCACCAAGCGUUUUUAAAAUUGAUUACAAUCAAUUAUUUUUUACAUUAUGUAAACGUGCCAAUGGCGACGCUGCUACUUUACUUUUGUACCUUUUAUUACAUCGAAAUCCUGCUUUUAAAACGCAUCUUCUCGCAAGAAUCGACUUGGAUCAAUUGGUAAUACCAGUUUUAAAAACAUUGUAUAAUGCUCCAAAUAGCAAUUCACAUCACAUUUAUAUGUCUUUAAUUAUACUCUUGAUUUUAAGUGAAGAUGAUGCCUUUAAUAGAUCAGUACAUGAAACGAAAUUAAAAUCAAUAUCAUGGUAUAAUGAAAGAAAUUUAUCCGAAGUUUCAUUAGGAGGUCUACUUGUAUUAGUAGUAAUAAGAACGAUACAAUAUAACAUGUUAAAAAUGCGUGAUAAAUAUCUCCAUACAAAUUGUUUGGCGGCAUUAGCAAACAUGUCCGCACAAUUCCGUGAUUUACAUCCUUAUGUAAGCCAAAGAUUAGUUUCGUUAUUUGAGACGUUAGCGAAAAAAUAUCAAAAACUUUCACUAAGAUUGAAAGAAAAUCACCAUAACGAAACGACGAUUAAUAUUUCUAUGGAUGAUGGUGGAGAAGCUGAACAAGACCUUUCCGUAUUAGAGGAAGUAAUAAGAAUGGUUUUGGAAAUUUUUAAUUCUUGUUUAACAAAUCAAUUGUCGAAUAAUCCAAAUUUGGUUUAUACAUUGUUGUAUAAAAAAGAUAUUUUUGAGCCGUUUAAAAAAAAUCCAGCUUUUCAAGAUAUCGUUCAAAACAUUGAGACGGUUAUUGAGUAUUUUUCGAAAUUAUUGCAAACGAAAGCGCAACAAAAUGAGGUUGAUGCUGGGCAGGUUCUUUUAACGAUACAACAAGGAACUAAACAAUGGCCUAAAGAAAAAUUGACGAAAUUUCCUGAAUUAAAAUUUAAAUAUGUUGAAGAAGAUCAACCGGAAGAAUUUUUUAUACCGUACGUUUGGGCUUUGGUCAGUGAGCAAUCUAUGUUGAAUUGGUGUACAGAAGGAUCGUCAAUUUUAAAUGUGUCUUGUUAAGUGUAUGAUGACAAUAUCUGAUAACAUAAAUAAGGAAUUGUGAUAAUGUAAAGAUUUUUUUUUGUAUUUGUCUCCUAAAAAUUAAAUUAAACUAAACAAUUAUGUAAUAAUAGUAGGAUAUUAAGUAGUUAAUAUAAUUUUUCUUUUAAUUUA